This is a messenger RNA of Rosa rugosa (rugosa rose), 1480 nucleotides long. Its product is annotated as Holliday junction resolvase MOC1, chloroplastic. The coding region runs from base 71 to 883 and encodes 270 amino acids. The record is from RefSeq and is a predicted model, not a curated record. Lineage: Eukaryota; Viridiplantae; Streptophyta; Magnoliopsida; Rosales; Rosaceae. The transcript has 6 exons. Gene Ontology annotation, molecular function: crossover junction DNA endonuclease activity.
UCAGAAUAAAAUUUGAAUAAGCCGCUGGUGGUCGAGAAAACGAGAGAGAGAGAGAGCUCACUCGAUUUUGAUGGAACACCAUCUCCAACUGAUAAGAACACAUAACCAACUCAUGAAUCUGAGACCCAAUAACCCAUUGUUAAAUUCAGUUUGCUCUCAGCUCAGACCCUUGUGUACUGUUGAAUUAUGUCCAACAAAGCCGAUUAAGAGUUCAAGAAUCAGUGUCGGGAGGGUUAGGGAUAAGGUCUCUGACGCUCAGCUCAAAGACAACUGGUUGGCAUCUCUCUCUUGCCCCUUUCCUCACAUCAGUGACGGUGAACAAGAUUCAAUCCCAACCAAUAAUUCGGAUUCCAGUUGGGUCUUUGGGAUCGACCCAGAUGUUUCUGGUGCCUUGGCGCUUUUGAAGGGCAAUCACUCUGCUUCUUCUGCCCAGGUAUAUGACUCCCCACACUUGAAAGUACUUGUUGGUAAAAGUGUUCGCAGACGUUUAGAUGCAAAAUCUAUCGUUCAGUUGCUUAGCAGUUUCAAUGCUCCCCUUGGUUCAACGGCAUACUUAGAGCAAUCAACGCCGUAUCCACAAGAUGGAAAGCAGGGUUGGUGGAGCGGAGGUUUUGGAUAUGGACUAUGGAUUGGAAUCUUAGUCGGCUUGGGUUUUUCCGUUGUUCCAGUGCCAUCUCUUCUGUGGAAGAAGAAUUUUGAACUCACUGGAAGCAUGUCAACAAAGGAUGAUAGCCGGAGGGUUGCAUCUGCAUUAUUUCCGUCUUUGAGUUCAGAGUUGAGAAGAAAAAAGGACCAUGUCUUGAAAAUCCUGUUGAAGAUCAGUAUGCUUUGUUUAGCCCAGAAUGGCUGGAAAACAAUACUUCAACAAGUAAUACUUCCUUAAUGAGUUCAUAUCCUGAUGAACCUUGUGUUGCACAGAAAUCAGUCGGUAAUUCUUAACCUGCACCACGUGCAAAAAAAAUUAUCUUCAUUUUAACUUUCAUGGGAAGUUGUGUACCAGUCAUUUAAUUUUCACAAAGGUCUUCUAUCACAUGAUUGUUUUUUUUUUUUUCUUUUGUUUUCCUUCUAAGAAAGGUAUUAUAUCACGGGGAAAGGAAUUUCAGCUAUACUUUGUUUUUACCAGACGCUGUUAAAUUUUAUUGAUGAGUUCCGUCAUUGUUUUGUAAGAUCAUCAUAACCUUCUAAGCAUAUGUGUAUUUCUUAUAUUUAAUAUUGUGUUUAUUUUGUUUAAAUUUCAGUCACAGGAGUGUUUAACAUUUUGUGGUAGUGUUUGUUAUUUUAUUUUCUACGAAUCACAAGGUGCUCCUAAAUAUAAGAGACAAUGGAUUUGUCAAAUAUUCUCACCCCCAGUUUAUUUUCCUCGAAUCUUGUUAUUUUAAAGCACUCUUGAGGAUUUGCAGGAUGAUAUUUUUAGCUUGUAUCCCAUUGAAAAGUGCUUUCAAUCUUUUAGACUUUUAUUAUUAUUAUUAUUAUUAUUAUU